AUGCAAUUCAACAUUUUUAAACACGUUCCUGUCCUCCCAGGUGUUCGGGGACUGUCCAGUGCGUCCAACUCGAGCCAAGGGUACAUCCCUCGUGGGCCACAGAAUGUCAAUAGCGGAGGUUCUGCGAAACCUGGAGGGAGUCAAGAGGAACCGUCUACCAGUGGAACCGAGAGCGGAGGACAUAUCACUGCCACUAGCCAAGGCUCUGCGACACCUGGAGGACGAAGGCCCAGCGGAAGCGAGUAA
Desarmillaria tabescens is the source of this 246-nucleotide messenger RNA. RefSeq lists its product as uncharacterized. The record is from RefSeq and is a predicted model, not a curated record. Bases 1 to 246 code for a protein of 81 amino acids. The transcript has 4 exons. NCBI's taxonomy places the organism in Eukaryota, Fungi, Basidiomycota, Agaricomycetes, Agaricales, Physalacriaceae.